UUCCCCGCCGGUGCCCUCCUGUUUCAUUUCCUCUCGCCGGCUUUAAGCGGUGAAGGGUCCCGGGAUCCUGCCUGGCUCACCCCUUUGGCCUAGAGCUCCUCCGGUCCCGAUCAGCGCUGCGUCUUCGGCCGGCAGCGGCCCGCUUACUGCAGGCCACAGAGAGCGUAAUCGCGACCGCGGCCUGAGGGGGCGGGACCACGCGCAAGCAGGGGCGUAACCUGUCACGUGACGAGGAAGUACCGUUAACAGCUUUGUCCCAGCGUCCCCGGCGCUCCGGGAUGACGUAAGCCAGGGAGGGGAGGAGCAGGAGGGGAGACUGAAGCUCAGGUGCGGCUCUUAGUGCGCGUGGGGAAGAAAGAAAGCUGUGAUUUGCAUUGGGUGUUCGCGCAGCAAACACUAGUCCAUUAAAAUGAAUAAAAAUGAUUACUAGGACGAAGAGAAAAGCCUUUUCUUGAUCCUACUGCUCCUUUAGUUACCAUCAAGCAAUGCGGGGAAAUGGAAAGGUAACUAAUUUGGACUCAGGAUUAGUGGAUUCUAGUCUCAGCUCUACUUGUGAACUCUGUGACCUUGGGCAAGCCAACACUUCAAAAAGUUCUUUCAUUGACUUUGGUUUUAUUCAGGAAUACUGUGCCUAUCCCUCAACGUAGUUUCAUCUUUCUGGGUAAAUGACUUUCGUGCCAGUGAUACCAGAGUCCUACAACCAUGUUCUUGCAGAAUUUGAGUCUCUGGAUCCAUUACUUUCAGCCCUGAGGCUGGACUCCACUCGUCUAAAGUGCACGAGCAUAGCUGUGUCUCGAAAAUGGUUGGCUUUGGGCAGUUCAGGAGGAGGACUCAAUCUCAUUCAGAAAGAAGGAUGGAAGCACAGGCUUUUCCUUUCACACAGGGAAGGUGCAAUCUCUCAGGUCGCCUGUUGUUUACAUGAUGAUGAUUAUGUUGCUGUGGCUACCAGUCAGGGUCUUGUAGUUGUUUGGGAAUUAAAUCAAGAGCGUCGUGGGAAACCAGAACGAAUUUAUGUGUCUUCAGAACACAAAGGCCAAAAAGUUACAGCUCUCUGUUGGGAUACAGCUAUUCUUAGAGUUUUUAUAGGUGAUCAUAUGGGGAAAGUUUCUGCCAUCAAACUCAACACUUCUAAACAAGCAAAGGCGGCUGCUGCCUUUGUGAUGUUUCCUGUUCAGACAAUAACAACAGUUGACUCCUGUGUUGUCCAGUUAGAUUAUUUGGAUGGAAGAUUACUUAUAUCUUCACUUACUCGAUGCUUCUUGUGUGAUACUGAGAGAGAAAAAUUUUGGAAAAUUGGAAACAAGGAAAGAGAUGGAGAAUACGGAGCUUGUUUCUUCCCUGGAAGAUGUUCUGCCGGCCAGCAGCCCCUAAUAUACUGUGCUCGCCCUGGCUCCAGGAUGUGGGAAGUGAACUUUGAUGGAGAAGUUAUAAGUACACAUCAGUUUAAGAAACUCCUCUCAUCACCACCUCUUCCUGUGAUUAAUCUAAGAUCAGAACCUCAGUAUGAUCAUACGGUUGGAUCCUCCCAGUCUUUGUCUUUCCCCAAACUCUUAUAUCUUAGUGAGCACUGUGUGCUGACUUGGACAGAAAGAGGAAUUUAUAUUUUCCUUCCUCAGAAUGUUCAAGUUCUUCUUUGGAGUGAAGUCAAGGAUAUUCAGGAUGUGGCUGUCUGGAAGAAUGAGCUGUUCUGUUUGCACCUAAAUGGGAAGGUCUCCCAUCUUUCCCUGUUAUCUGUGGAACGUUGUGUGGAACGCCUGCUAAGGAGAGGCCUGUGGAACCUGGCUGCUCAAACUUGCUGUCUUUUCCAGAAUUCUGUCAUCGCCAGCAGAGGAAGAAAAACUUUGACUAUAGAUAAAUUGGAACAUUUGAAAUCUCAGCUGGACUUAACAACCUAUGGUGAUCUGAUUUCCCAACUGGAAGAACUGAUCUUAAAAUUUGAACCUUUGGAUUCAGCUUGUAGCAGUAGAAGAAGCUCCAUUUCAUCACAUGAAAGUUUCAGCAUCUUGGACUCCGGUAUUUAUCGUAUCAUUAAUAGUAGAAGAGGCAGUCAGUCAGAUGAAGACUCUUGUUCCCUUCACAGCCAAACCCUCUCAGAAGAUGAGAGACUUAAAGAAUUCACCUCACAUCAAGAAGAGGACCAAGCAGAUCAGUGUUGUGGCUCACAUGGAAAUGAAGACAAUGUUUCACACGCUUCAGUGAUGUUUGAGACAGAUAAGAAUGAAACUUUUCUCCCCUUCGGCAUUCCACUGUCAUUUCGUUCUCCAUCUCCUCUUGUGUCUCUUCAGGCUGUCAAGGAAAGCGUUUCUAGCUUUGUGCGUAAAACUACUGAGAAGAUUGGCACCCUUCAUACGAGCCCUGAUCUGAAAGUGAGACCAGAACCCAGGGGUGAUGAGCAGUCAUGUGAAGAGGAUGUGGGUCCAGUCACUUGCCCAAAGGAGGAAGACACUGAGGGAAAAGAAGAAGUAACUAGUCAACCUCCAGAAGAGGACAAGUUUCAAGAGCUCAAAAUGGCAACAGCAGAAGCAAUGACCAAGCUACAGGACCCACUGGUAUUGUUUGAACCACAGUCUCUGAGAAUGGUUUUACAGGAGUGGCUUUCACAGUUAGAAAAAACAUUUGCCAUGAAGGACUUUUCAGGCAUUUCAGAUACUGGCAACUCAUCCAUGGAAUCAAACCAGGGUAUGCUAUUGCUUGAUGAGUCCAAAAAGGUAAUAUUAGACGAAGAAGAUGAAAAAGAAAGAAGAGACUCUUCAGGCAAUGAAGAAACUGUUGAUCAAGCAGCAUGUGAAUCUGUAAAUAGUCUGAGGGAGUCCCUGGAUGAUGACAUUUUUCAAGUAUGUUCUCCAUGCAGUAUAGCAGACAGUCUUCAGAAGGACCUGGCUGAAAUGACAACAUUGUGUUUGGAACUGAAUGUACUGAAUUCUGAGAUCAAAAGUGCAAGUAGACAUGUAGACCUCACUUUGCAACAGUGCUCUCCCGAAAUUCUGGCUUGUCAGUUCCUAAAGAAGUACUUUUUUCUUCUGGACUUGAAAAGAGCAAAGGAGAGCAUCAAGCUGAGUUAUACUAACAGUCCUUGUGUUUGGGAUACUUUUAUUGAAGGACUGAAAGGGCUGAUGAUUAAGAUUGGGUUGCUAUGUCCAGGGGGAAGCAUGUGGAAGAGGCAAACAGGCUCUUACAGGGAGGUGUGGCCUGGUAGUGGCUUACAUCUCUUCUGUUGCUGUCCAGUUUUCCCAGCACCACUUAUUGAAGAGGCUGUCUUUUCUCCACUGUGUAUUCUUGCCUCCUUUAUCAAAGAAAUGGCAAGUUCCAAUCCUACAUAUAUAAAGAUGGAAGAAGGAGACCUUCCAACAAGAUUAAAGUUAUUGGAUGACUUGGUCCCUUUUGACAGUCCUUUGCUGAUUGCUUAUGCUACCCAAUUGUAUGAGAAAUUUGGAGAAUCUGCCCUUCGAUCCUUAAUCAGGUUUUAUCCAUCCAUUUUGCCUUCAGAUGUCAUGCAACUUUGUCAUCAUCAUCCUGCUCAGUUUUUGGCUUAUUUAGACAGUCUGGUAAAAUCAAGGCCUGAAGAUCAACGGCCAUUCUUCCUUGAGUCUCUCCUACAACCAGAGUCUUUAAGAUUGGAUUGGCUGCUGUUGGCAGUGUCCCAUGAUGCUCCCCCAAGCACCAGCACUAUGGACGAGGAAGGAGACCCCAGGCCUCAUUCCCACUUGUUUUCCUGGGGUUACAGUCAACUAAUCCUUCAUCUAAUUAAACUUCCUGCAGAUUUUACAACCAAAGAGAAAGUGACUGACAUCUGUAGGUCUCAUGGUUUCUGGCCUGGAUAUCUUAAUCUCUGUUUGGAGCUGGGGAGAAGAAGAGAGGCCUUCACGAAUAUUGUGUAUCUGAAUGAUAUGAGCCUGAUGGAAGGGGACAAUGGUUGGAUCCCAGAGACUGUGGAGGAAUGGAAGCUUCUCCUACAUCUGGUACAGAACAAGAGCACAAAGCCAGCCCCCCAGAAGUCACCAAAUGGGAACUUCAGCGAUGGGCCUUCCCCUAUCAAUGUGGAGAAUGUGGCACUCCUGUUAGCUAAGUCCAUGGGCCCAGACCGGGCCUGGUCACUGCUACAAGAAUGUGGUUUGACCCUUGAGCUGUCAGAGAGGUUUACCAGAACCUGUGAUAUCCUGAGGAUUGCCGAGAAAAGGCAGAGAGCCUUGAUACAAAGCAUGCUUGAAAAAUGUGAUCGGUUUCUCUGGUCUCAGCAGGCCUAAUUGAAGAAGAUUCAGCAGGGUGUCAUGACAUUUUGAGAAAAACUGAAUCGUGCUCCGGAACCUUCUGAAUGCAUUUGUUAUUGAAGGAAAGGCCCCACCUGAGAUCCCUGCCACCUUAUUGGGAGCACUUUUGUCCGUGUCUGUAACCUCUGCAUUUGUGGCUCUAUCUGUACCUCAGUGUUUUUCAACUGAAGUUGAAUUUUGAAAGGAAUCAGUCCUUGUUUGCUGAAAUGAAGUGCUCUGGAAGGAAUCAGAACGUGAAUAUCCCCAGCUAUGCAGUCCUUAUUCUGAACAACAGUGUUAUUUGUUCCUUGCUGGUGGACUGGGGGAAUUCUUCUCCUGUCGUGACUGCCAUGUAGGGAGCAGAAGUUUCUCAUCCUGGUCACAUGAAGACAUACAAUGUAAUUGACAGAAAUUGAAUUCCUUUUUUAUCUUCUCUGGGACACUUGAGAAAUUACCAAAGUAAGAUCUGGUAUAAUGGAAUUAACACAUAAAAUGAGUGAAACACUGAAGAUUCAAAUCAGAUGUUUAAAUGAAAUGGCCCCAUAUUUAAAUUGAGCUAAUUUAAAAUGUGUUUUUUUCCCAGUGCUUGACAUUUUUUAAUCUGAACCUAUAUACAACUAAUUCAUUACUGGAAAUGUUUUACUCCAGUCUUUCCUAAACAGCAGUCUAAAGGAAUCAUGCACUUUUAAAAUUUGUUUUUUAAAAGCCAUAAUAAAGGAAGGCUGAGUACUGAUAAAGAUUGCAGCAAGUGCUUGUAUUAUUUAAGCCAAGUGCUUGUAUUAUUUAAGCCAAGUACUAGAUUGCCAUUUUCAGGCUCCUGUAUACUUACACAGCAUAUUAUAUUAAUAAUAAAUGUAAAAUCUAAUUUAAAAA
Molecule: messenger RNA, 5120 nt
Organism: Balaenoptera ricei (Rice's whale)
Lineage: Eukaryota; Metazoa; Chordata; Mammalia; Artiodactyla; Balaenopteridae
Gene: HPS5
Product: HPS5 biogenesis of lysosomal organelles complex 2 subunit 2
Exons: 26
Coding region: 666-4244 (1192 amino acids)
Biological process (GO): developmental pigmentation
Cellular component (GO): cytoplasm
Molecular function (GO): protein binding
Source: RefSeq, a predicted model, not a curated record